AGCACCUGCCUGCCGAGGCCAUGUCAGACUACGAGAAUGAUGACGAGUGCUGGAGCACCCUGGAGGGCUUCCGGGUGACACUCACCUCGGUUAUUGACCCGUCACGCAUCACGCCCUACCUGCGGCAGUGCAAGGUCCUGAACCCUGACGAUGAGGAGCAGGUGCUCAGCGACCCCAACCUGGUCAUCCGCAAGCGGAAAGUGGGCGUGCUCCUGGACAUCUUGCAGCGGACUGGCCACAAGGGAUACGUGGCCUUCCUCGAGAGCCUGGAGCUCUACUACCCGCAGCUGUACAGAAAGGUCACGGGCAAGGAGCCAGCUCGUGUCUUCUCCAUGAUCAUCGAUGCAUCCGGGGAGUCCGGCCUGACGCAGCUGCUCAUGACAGAGGUCAUGAAGCUGCAGAAGAAGGUGCAAGACCUGACAUCGCUGCUAAGCGCCAAGGACGACUUCAUCAAGGAGCUGCGGGUCAAGGACAGCCUCCUGCGCAGGCACCAGGAGCGCGUGCAGAAGCUCAAGGAGGAGUGUGAGGCCGGCGCCCGCGAGCUCCAGCGCUGCAAGGGCGAGAACUACGACCUGGCCAUGCGCCUGGCGCGCCAGAGCGAGGAAAAGGGUGCCGCGCUCAUGCGGAACCGCGACCUGCAACUCGAGAUCGACCGGCUCAAGCACAGCCUCAUGAAGGCGGAGGACGACUGCAAGGUGGAGCGCAAGCACACGCUGAAGCUGCGGCACGCCAUGGAGCAGCGGCCCAGCCAGGAGCGGCUGUGGGAGCUGCAGCAGGAAAACGCUGUACUGCAGGCCCGGGUGCAGGAGCUGGAGGCUUUGGCCCAGGAGGGGAAGCUGGACAGGAGCAGCCCCUACAUCCAGGUGCUGGAGGAGGACUGGCGGCAGGCGCUGCAGGACCACCAGGAGCAGGCCAAUACCAUCUUCUCCCUGCGCAAGGACCUUCGCCAGGGCGAGGCCCUGCGCAUCCGGUGCAUGGAGGAGAAGGAGAUGUUUGAGCUGCAGUGCCUGGCCCUGCGCAAGGACUCCAAGAUGUACAAGGACCGCAUUGAGGCCAUCCUGCAGCAGCUGGAGGAGGUGGCCAUCGAGCGGGACCAGUCCAUGGCGGCACGGGAGGAGCUGCAUGCGCAGCACGCGCGGAGCCUGCAGGAGAAGGACGAGCUGCGCAAGCGUGUCCGCCAGCUGGGCGAGAAGGUGGAUGAGCUGCAGCUGCAGCUGUCCCAGGGCGAGGCCCAGCUGCUGGCUGCGGAGGGCAGGCUCAGGCGGCAGCAGCUGGAGAUGCAACUGGAGACCCUUGUCCUGAGCUCUGACCUGGAGGAUGGCUCACCCAGGAACUCCCAGGAACUCUCGCUCCCCCAGGACCUGGAGGAUGCCCAGCUCUUAGACAAAGGCGGCCUGGCUGACGGGGAGAGCCCGGAGCAGCCCUUUGUGGCUCUGCAGAAGGAACGGCUUUCACUGACCCCCAAUGACACCAGCCUGACCAGCAGCGGGGAGCCCCCCGAGAAGGAGCGGCGGCGCCUCAAAGAGAGUUUCGAGAACUACCGCAGGAAGCGGGCCCUCAGGAAGAUGCAGAACGGCUGGCGACAGAGGGAGGCGGACAGGGAGACCACCACUGGCAGCGACAACACGGACACUGAGGGCUCCUAG
Molecule: messenger RNA, 1646 nt
Organism: Carlito syrichta (Philippine tarsier)
Lineage: Eukaryota; Metazoa; Chordata; Mammalia; Primates; Tarsiidae
Gene: CARD9
Product: caspase recruitment domain family member 9
Exons: 12
Coding region: 21-1646 (541 amino acids)
Biological process (GO): regulation of apoptotic process; positive regulation of canonical NF-kappaB signal transduction
Source: RefSeq, a predicted model, not a curated record